Molecule: messenger RNA, 1630 nt
Organism: Capsicum annuum
Lineage: Eukaryota; Viridiplantae; Streptophyta; Magnoliopsida; Solanales; Solanaceae
Product: probable acyl-[acyl-carrier-protein]--UDP-N-acetylglucosamine O-acyltransferase, mitochondrial
Exons: 11
Coding region: 55-1059 (334 amino acids)
Biological process (GO): lipid biosynthetic process
Molecular function (GO): acyl-[acyl-carrier-protein]-UDP-N-acetylglucosamine O-acyltransferase activity
Source: RefSeq, a predicted model, not a curated record
UAAAAUACAUGAAAAUUCAAAAGACACCCCCCAAUUUUUUUUUUCCAACACAACAUGUCUUCCCUUUUCUUCUCUAGCAGUUUCAGUCCUCUCUCUAUUGCUCUCAGAAGAUCCACUCUCUGCAGAUUUUCUUCAAUUGUUACUUAUGCUACAGAGGAAGAGAAAUCAAGAUUCAUACACCCCACUUCUGUUGUUCAUCCAAAUGCUCUAUUGGGUGAUGGUGUUUCAAUUGGUCCCUUCUGUACCAUCGGGCCUUUUGCAAAGUUGGGAAGCACUUGUCAAUUGUACCCUGGAAGCCACAUCUUUGGAAAUACCGAACUAGGGGACAAUUGCAUCCUGAUGACUGGUGCUGUAAUUGGAGAUGAUCUUCCUGGUCAUACAGUCGUUGGGAGAAACAAUGUUUUUGGGCAUCAUGCUGUAAUUGGCGUCAAGUGCCAGGACAUGAAAUAUAAGUUUGGGAAUGAGUGCUUUCUCGAGAUUGGCGACAACAAUGAAAUCAGGGAACAUGUAUCCAUCCAUCGAUCUUCAAGCCCAACUGAUAAAACCGUCAUUGGUGAUAAUAAUCUUAUUAUGGGCUCCUGCCAUAUUGCUCAUGACUGCAAAGUGGGAAACAACAAUAUUUUGGCAAACAGCACACUUCUUGCAGGUCAUGUUGUGGUGGAGGACUAUGCUCACACUGCAGGAGGUAUUGUAGUUCAUCAGUUUUGCUGUAUUGGUUCUUAUUCUUUCAUUGGUGGUGGUUCAGUGGUUUCUCAAGAUGUUCCAAAGUACAUAAUUGUUUCCGGGGAAAGAGCUGAGCUUCGUGGGUUGAACCUUGAAGGUUUAAGACGCCGUGGAUUCUCUGCUACGGAGAUUAAGAGCUUGAGAGCAGCGUACAGAAAGAUAUUUAUGCCCACUGAUAUGAGUUCUGGGAAUAUUGAAGAUCGACUAGCGCAAGUGGAGCAACACAAAGAGCUGGGUCUGUUUCCAGCUGUCUGUUCCAUGGUUCAAUCAAUACGUGAUUCUUUUGCUGAACAUCGCCGCGGAAUUUGCAAAUUUAGAAGCUGGAGUGGAUCUUAGCAUAUUUUCUUCGAUAGUACUCAGUUAUUCACCUCCAUCAUGGUCUUCCGAUCUCAUUUCGUUCUCUAACAAGGAGAAAACCAAGCAACUAUCCUGUCCGUCUUGUGAAAGUUUUAGUAAGGUGAACAUCGAUGCUCUAGGACUAUAUAUAUUCAUGCUUUAAGCUCGUUAUGGAGAUGUAACAAACCGAGAACAAGUUCCGGAUGAAUGGUUUUAAACGAAGCUCCUCGUCAUCAUGUCAUAUGUUGUAUACCCCAAUGCUGCAUUUUCCAGAUUCUAGCAAUUCAUUGACCUUGUUCUGUCUUGCAAGAAACAAAUGUUGUCCUUUGCUGUCUGUUGCCGUGUCAUCGACAACAGAAGCAGCGAGUUGAUUCGAACAACAAUGUCCCUUUGUUUAUCGCCUUGGAAGUAUAUAUACGUCAACAUUUGCAACCAGGUUCGCGUGUUCAUGUAAGUUUUCAUUCUUGUGACGGUAGACGCUCUUUAACAUGUUUUAUUCCCAGAUGUACAGAAUUUUGGACAAUCAAAGUACACAUUUUGUGAUUUUAUUGCAUUAUUUCGCUGUUGUUAA